AUGUCAGGUACCGCGAAGUCUUCGACCGCCUCGAGUGUCGAUGGCGACCAUGCCACCACUGCUUCGACUGAGCCUUCGGCGGCGGCGACUCCGACGGGCAAGCGCGGCAAAUCCGAUGCGACAUCUGCUUCGUCACAGUCUUGGCUUUCGUGGCUGAGUGACAAGUACACGAUCCAAUACUCGAUUCCACCAGCCUAUGCGCCGGCCGCACUUCAAGUCGCCAUCACGGCAUUCCCCCUCGGCAUCGUCUUUGGUCUUGUUCUGCCACGCGCAUUCUCCUUCUUGACCAGCGUCUUGGACUCGAAAAGCGCUGCUUCUUGGCAAGAUACACCCUGGUGGGCAUUCCCGCAGCUUCACCUCUACCUCUUGGCGUGGGUGACCUUCCACAUGCUCGAGUUCACCGUCACGGCCUCGUACAACCCCACGCGCCUCUUCUCGGACAGCUUCCUGCUCAACAACGGCGCCCACUACCACAUCGCCCACCUCUUUUCGCUGCUCGAGUUCUCGCUCACCGCCUACCUCUACCCCGCCUCCAAGUCGACCUCGAUCUUCACACUGGUCGGCAUCGUGCUGAUCAUCUUUGGGCAGACGCUGCGGAGCAUGGCCAUGAUUCACGCACACAACAACUUCAGCCACAUCCUGGCGUUCAAGAAGCGCACAGAUCACGAGCUGGUCACCACGGGCGUGUACGCGUGGACGAGGCACCCAAGCUAUGUGGGAUUCAGCUACUGGGCGGUGGGCACGCAGGUGAUGCUCGGUAACAAGAUUGCUGCGGUUGGGUUUGUAGGAACACUGUGGAUGUUCUUCAGCAGGAGGAUCAGGGCUGAGGAGAAGGCUUUGAUCGAGUUCUUUGGUCAGAAGUAUGUCGACUACAAGCAAAGGGUGGGCACGGGUCUGCCGUUUAUCUAA
Molecule: messenger RNA, 909 nt
Organism: Kalmanozyma brasiliensis GHG001
Lineage: Eukaryota; Fungi; Basidiomycota; Ustilaginomycetes; Ustilaginales
Product: Isoprenylcysteine carboxyl methyltransferase
Exons: 1
Coding region: 1-909 (302 amino acids)
Biological process (GO): C-terminal protein methylation
Cellular component (GO): endoplasmic reticulum; membrane
Molecular function (GO): protein C-terminal S-isoprenylcysteine carboxyl O-methyltransferase activity
Source: RefSeq, a predicted model, not a curated record